Aspergillus alliaceus is the source of this 3020-nucleotide messenger RNA. RefSeq names its product cullin family protein. Gene Ontology annotation, cellular component: Cul3-RING ubiquitin ligase complex. The transcript has 4 exons. The record is from RefSeq and is a predicted model, not a curated record. Gene Ontology annotation, biological process: protein ubiquitination; ubiquitin-dependent protein catabolic process. Gene Ontology annotation, molecular function: ubiquitin protein ligase binding. Lineage: Eukaryota; Fungi; Ascomycota; Eurotiomycetes; Eurotiales; Aspergillaceae. Bases 238 to 2709 code for a protein of 823 amino acids.
CUUCAUUCUGCUGCUCGCUCUCUCCCUCUCGGUUUCGAUCAAGCUUGCAAGCUGCGAAAAGGAGCUUAUGUCUCACGGUAUCUCCUUAUUUUAAGCUCUACGAGCCCAUUUAUAGGUCUUACUCUCCGCUCAAUCCGUGUUCUCCCGAGUCCUUUCUAGCAGCUCCUCUGAUUUGCCCCGCGCGCAAGAACGAACAGCGGGCAAGUGAAUGGCAGUGUGCUAUUGUAUCAUCAAAAGAUGUCUCUGAGAGCAAGGCAGAAGAUCCGCGCUCCGCGGAGGGGUCUCAACACCAACAAAACCGAUGACUUCGAGACGAACUGGGAUGGUUUGUCAACGGCUUUGAAAAAGAUUCACACGAAAGAUGCAUCCAGCCUCUCCUUCGAGCAGUUAUAUCGGAACGCCUACAACAUGGUGCUUGCGAUGCGCGGUGAGGAGUUAUAUGAGCGGGUGAAAAGGCUAGAGAAAGAAUGGCUCGCCACCGAAGUACAGAAAUGGGUGACUUCAGCCAUCUCAUCCAUGCUACUGCAGUCGAAAGACCAGGUCGAGAUACAAGAUCAAGAAAACGAGCGGCGGGAUACCGGGGAGAAGUUUCUGAGUGUAUUGAGGGAGGCCUGGGAGGACCAUCAGAUCUGUAUGGGAAUGAUUACAGACGUUCUCAUGUACAUGGAUCGAGUCAUCUCGGCGGACCAUAAAAAGCCUUCGAUAUACGUCGCCUCCAUGGCUUUGUUUCGUGACUAUGUGUUACGCUCUGCGGCCCGUUCCGAUACGGAAUCUACGGUUGCUGAUGUGCUCAAGUCUACUGUGCUCUUUAUGAUCCAGCUAGAAAGGUCGGGUCAGAUGAUAAACCGGCAGCUGAUUCGGCAUUGCAUCUAUAUGCUCGAGGGUCUUUACGAAACCAUAACAGAAGAGGAGUCAUCAAAGUUAUAUCUAACCAUGUUCGAACCGGAUUUCCUAGAGACGAGCAAGAUCUUCUAUAAUGCAGAAGGAAAACGGCUGCUGGAGAUGGGAGACGCCGCUGCAUUCUGUAAAGCUGCAUCUGAUCGCAUAGCGGAGGAAAGAGAGCGCUGUCUCUCUACACUAUCACCUCUUUCAGAGCCGAAAAUCAAAGAGGUACUAGAUCGAGAGCUGAUCAGCUCAAAUAUUACGGAAGUCAUCAACCUGGAGGGCACCGGUAUCAAGAAUAUGCUAGACAAUGACCGCAUGGAUGUUUUACGAAAUGUCUACUUACUGAGCGCAAGGGUAGACAAUAAAAAGGGCCCUCUAACUGCUGCGGUUCAGAAGCGCAUUGUGGAACUGGGAGACGAAAUUAACAAAUCGGCAAUUGCAGCAGGCCAAGUUUUAUCUACAAGAUCGGCAGAGAAGGGCGAUAACAGUGGAAAGAAACCCACUGAGAGGGAGAAGCCCAUGAAUCAGCAGACCGUGUCUGCUAUCAAGUGGGUUGACGAUGUACUAGGCUUGAAGAACAAAUUCGACAAGGUUUGGGAGGAAUCAUUCAGGUCCGACCCAACGAUGCAAAGUGCCAUUACGACGAGCUUCUCACAGUUUAUCAAUUCAAAUACACGCAGCUCCGAGUAUCUAUCACUCUUCUUUGAUGAGAACCUGAAAAAGGGCAUCAAGGGUAAAACGGAAACCGAGGUGGAUGCUCUCUUGGACAACGGCAUAACUCUGCUGCGCUAUGUGAAGGACAAGGACCUUUUCGAAGCGUACUACAAGAAGCAUCUUUCUCGGCGUCUUCUUAUGAAGCGCUCGGUUAGCAUGGAUGCGGAGCGGCAGAUGAUAUCCAAGAUGAAGAUGGAAGUCGGCAACCAGUUCACCCAACGCUUAGAAGCCAUGUUCAAGGAUAUGACGGUUUCGGAGGACUUGACUACUAGCUACAAGAACCAUAUGCGGCGGGCAGGUGAUCCGGAUCAGAAGCCUAUCGACUUAGAAAUCAAUGUUCUUACCAGUACUAUGUGGCCCAUGGAAGCCAUGUCUAGUAUCAAGGGUGGGGAAGCCCAGCCUGCUUGCAUCUUCCCCAAGGAGAUUGACAAGGUGAAGCAAAGCUUUGAACAGUUUUAUCUUAGCAAGCACAAUGGCCGGAAACUAUCAUGGCAAGCUAGUAUGGGCACGGCAGAUAUUCGGGCUACCUUCCAUAGGUCCAACGGCAAAGUCCAACGACAUGAACUCAAUGUUUCCACCUAUGCCAUGGUCAUCCUAUUACUUUUCAACGAUGUGCCUCAAGGCGAAUUUCUCACAUAUGAAGAGAUACAAGCCCAGACAAGGGUUCCGGAUCACGACUUGAUUCGUAACUUGCAGUCGCUAGCAGUCGCGCCUAAGACCCGGGUCUUGAAGAAGGAUCCUAUGAGCAAGGACGUCAAACCCACCGACAAGUUUUUUUUCAACCACGAGUUCCAGAGUCCAUUUAUGAAAGUACGCAUUGGCGUUGUCAGCGGUAGCGCCAACAAGGUGGAGAAUCAAGACCAACGGAAAGAUACAGAGAAGCGAAUGAGUGAUGAGCGCGGCGCCAGCAUCGAAGCUGCAGUCGUGCGAAUCAUGAAGCAACGGAAGAAACUCGUCCACUCCAAACUUAUGAGCGAGGUUCUAAGCCAGUUGUCCGCCCGCUUCGUUCCCGACGUGAACAUGAUCAAGCGGCGCAUCGAAAGUCUGAUCGACCGCGAGUAUCUCGAGCGGGUUGAGGAAGAUCCGCCUACAUAUGGAUACGUCGCAUGAUCGUACUCCUACCACUCCCCCUGGGCAAAAUAGAUUGACUCGUUUUAUUCGAUUGAUGACAGUUUCUUUGCUUUUCUCUCUGGGCGUUCUUGUUCGUGUGCAUGGACAAAGAUUUUGGGCUUAGCGGUCAGGCGCAACGGCGGAUAAUGUUCAUGCUAUAGAUCAUGUCUCGGCGUUUUUACUGUCUUUUACUGCAUCCUCGGAGAUCCGAUGAGUUUUUACUAGUGUAAGGUUAAUGGCGGACCAACGCUCCACACUGAGCUAUACAAUGCAUGAACCAGCAAACAACCCAAGAUCUAGAUCUAAGAAAU